This is a messenger RNA of Oncorhynchus nerka (sockeye salmon), 4810 nucleotides long. Its product is annotated as ral guanine nucleotide dissociation stimulator-like 2. The transcript has 19 exons. Bases 265 to 2790 code for a protein of 841 amino acids. Gene Ontology annotation, biological process: Ras protein signal transduction; positive regulation of GTPase activity. Gene Ontology annotation, cellular component: plasma membrane. NCBI's taxonomy places the organism in Eukaryota, Metazoa, Chordata, Actinopteri, Salmoniformes, Salmonidae. Gene Ontology annotation, molecular function: guanyl-nucleotide exchange factor activity. The record is from RefSeq and is a predicted model, not a curated record.
GAAAGCAGUGAGGGAGUGUGCUGCACACGAAUGUGCUCAGUGCUGCUAUCAGCACUAGAAGCUUGACAGGCGACCAGAGGGGGACACUGAUACUGAUAGAGGGGGUGAGAGACUCUCUUCCGACGUCGGUGCUGGAACGGAUGGGCGCGACAUUCGUCCACUAACCGGUAACGGUAUAUUCCACGGGGGCAAACACUACAGCUAUCCAAUGCUGGCGGAAUUUAGCUGACGGUAGUUGGACACGCAACAUUCACCGUCGGCACCAUGAUCCCUCGUAGUAUGCGAACAGGUGGGAUGGACCUGCCAGGGGUGGAGUCAAGGGAUGUACCCCUCAUUGGCUACCGGCCUUUAGCGUCUGACGAUGUUCGCCUCAGCAGCCAAUCAGGACAAGUGACUGAGAGUACUGGACUGGACUCCUCUGAGGGGGAGACUUCCCCCAUGAAGACAACUUGGUACUGUCCUCUGGAUUUGUCUACUGUGUUGGAGGAGAAAGAGGACGGAGUGAUAUACAAUGUAGUGGUGAAGCAACAGCAUGGCGCCCCCACCAGUGCAACAUCCGGCUCUCGUUCGCAGUGUGUGAAGGCGGGAACAGAGGAGAAGCUAGUUCAGCACCUCCUCCACUCCUUCGCCAUGGGAGACUCCUCCUUCAUCACCAUCUUCCUCUCCACCUAUCGCUCCUUUACAUCCACCAAGAGAGUGCUGGACAUCCUCAUCGACAGAUUGCAACAUCCACCAGGAGAAAGUACAAGGAGUCAGACUAGGCAACCCUUCAACAGAGCGGUGUGUAUGGUGUUCAGUAUGUGGCUGUCAGAGUAUCCUGAGGACUUCCGCUCUCUGGGAGAGCCUGGUCUUCUGCUGCGCCUGGCCCCCCUGCUGCCCUCCGACCCCUCUGGGACAGAGAUCAGGGGUCGCCUCCUCAGACUGGCAGAGGAGCUCAGUGAACAGGCACUACUGCCUGACUCUAGUUCAGGUCACUAUACACUCUGGGAUUAUGACAGUCAUGGCACUGCCAACCUGAGGUUAUAUGAGGAUUUUGUGGAUGGCAUAACCAUAGAUAUAUAUGGGCAGAACUCUCCUCCAAAUUGUUUCCAGGAGUUUUCUGUGAUGAUCUUCAGUGUUCUAUUCCCACUGUCUGCUGUCCACCAUCCAAAUCUGGUGGAACCUGCUUCUGUAACGACCACCCUGAUGUGUCUUUCCAUAAGCCUUUCUUUUGUAUCAGUUAAUAUAGACCUACAUUCAUUGGGAUUAGUGUUGCAUCCUCUCUGUCGUUUAGAUAGGACCAUUGCCAGCCCUCCUGCUGACCCCACUAAGUUUGAUCCCACCAAUAUCCUGGGCUUCCCUGCUGGGCUGAUUGCUGAGCAGCUCACCAAGAUAGAAACGGAGCUGUUUGUGCGUCUGGUCCCGUACCACUGCCUGGGCUCCCUGUGGUCUCAGAGAGACAAGAAGGGCCGCGAGGGUGUAUGUUGGUCCGUCCGGGCCACUGUACGCCAGUUCAACCGGCUGGCCAAUGCCGUGAUGGCUUCGUGCUUGUGGCCCACGCAGCUCCGCAGCCAGCAGAGAGCCUGCCUCCUGGAGAAAUGGAUCAGCGUGGCAGAGGAAUGCAGAGCCAGGAAAAACUUUUCGUCUCUCUACGCCAUCGUGUCUGCCCUGCAGAGUAACCCAGUACACAGACUAAGGAGGACGUGGCUAGAAACGGACAGGGACGCAGUGAGGAGAUACGAGGAGCUGUCCAACAUUUUCUCUGAGAAGGACAACUACUCCCAGAGCAGGGAGCUGCUGAAAGAGGAGGGCACUUCGAAGUUCGCCAACCUGGACGGAAAGAUGACCAACAGGAGACAGAUAGGAUCCAGUGCCCAGGGCACAGUACCCUACCUGGGGAUCUUCCUCACAGACCUCACCAUGCUGGACACGGCCGUCAAAGACAGACUAGAGAACGGCUACAUCAACUUUGACAAGAGGAGACGAGAGUUUGAGGUUUUAGCUCAGAUCCGACUACUGCAGUCUUCCUGUAAAAACUGUGUUUUCCUCACCGACGAGGCAUUCCUACAGUGGUACCAAAGUGUACCCUCGUUAAAUGAAGAAGAAAGUUACAGACUGUCCAAUGAAAUUGAGGUGCCGUGCGAACCGAGCUCUGGUCGUACCCAGAACCCUACAGUCAUCAUCACACGGUGCCCAAACCUGAAUUCCUCCAGGACCAGCCUUGUUGCUGACAGUGACGGUCUUUUUGACUUCCCCUCCCCCGUCUGUCACUUUCUUUCCAAAUUCACCAAGCAUAUGAAAUCCCCCUCAGUUUCCUGUCUGGAUGUUGACUCCUCCCCUCCCACCAAUGACCCCAUCCCGUCUGCAUUGACACCAUCCACUCCCAUUAAAUCACAUCGUCGAUCAGUCUCCUGUGGCAACAAUCCCACCAAUAACAACAAAGGGUCUGAGCCUGAUAUGCGGAUCGUCAGGAUACGGAUGGAUUUACAAGAUGGGAAUAUGUACAGAAGCAUACUGGUGACAAGCAAUGAUAAGACGCCCACUGUGAUCAGUUCUGCCUUAGAAAAACACAGUCAGGACCCCAAACAAGCAUCCAGAUAUGAGCUGAUCCAACUAUUGCCCGAGGGAAAAGAGUUGGUCAUCCCUGCCACAGGAAACGUCUUCUAUGCCAUGACUUCCUCUAGUGUGGACUUCCUGCUGCGCAGACAAGGAGGAAACACCCCUUUUCGCUCUCAACCAAUCAGCACAGAAACUAGUGCCACCUUUCCUCGAAUCAAAGCCAAGGGGCGGAGACAGCUCUUUCCCAAAUAGGCUAUAUCUGAGACAUAAUUUGGCUAGUGCUUCUCAAGGACAGGACACGAUAAGAAUGCAGGCAUAUAUCUCAGUGAGAUGUGGCCUUGUCUUUCCUAAUCUUUUUUCGAAGUGGAAACACAUUCUGACCGAGCUUGUUCUAGCAAAAUGUAUCCUGAAACCUGUCUGAACUUGUUUGAUGAAUGUAUUCUUAUCUGCCUGUUUGUGUACACCAGGAAAGUCCAUCAGUGUAGAAGGGUGCAUGUCUCUCUCGUUGGCAAUGCAUACUACUGGAAAUAUACACCUAGAACAAGACCAAUGCAAAUCUUUAACAGAUGGUGAAUGGUGGUGAAUGUUUUUUAAGUCUCUUUGACCAUUGGCAUCUCAUUUCCUAUUUAACCAAAUGGAAUAGCCUUGUAACCAAGAGCAACUGAGGAAUCCAAAUCAUCUUGAGUAUUUGAGGAAUGUGCUUCAGGUGCCAUCCUAGAAAUGAGUUGGUAGUAGAGAACUUCAUUAAAUCAGAGUUUGGGUGAUAUGACCCUAUUUGAAUUGACCAUGACCACAACAAAGUUUUACAUUUCUCCAUAGAGAGUGGAUAGAAUCAGGAAUAUGAAUGAUGGGGAGAGCACUGACAGACAGAGUCACUGAAACCUCUCAUUAUAGCAAAGCACAGGGGCUCAUCAAAAUGUUUUAACUAUGUACUUUGUAUGUAUGCAUAUGUUUUUUUAAUGUAUGGACGAUGUCAUGAUUGUGUUUACAUUCCCAAGGAGCUAUCAACAAGUGUCAGAAUGACAUGUUAUUCAUUGUGAAGUGACAUGAAAUGUAUGAAAUUGCCUCAAACUGCAACCAUUUCAAAUGGGUCAAGUCGUGUCAAAGAUAUACAUGAUCAUUUCGCUUGGGCUUUCUGCAUACAUAUUGAAUGAUAGUUCUGGUAGUAUCUUGUGUAAAAUACAACACAUUUACAUAUACAGCCUUGCCACUCCCACACAGAAUAUAGUCAUAUUAUGAGUACUAACCAUUAGGCAUAACAGCAUCAAACCACAAACUCUAUCCUAAACAAUUCAUGUGAAGACACUAAUGAAAGUCCAGACUAGGUUGUGCGUAUUGAAAAGAUGUCUACCAUCGCACCUUAAUGCUAUACUUUUCUAAUACAGCAUAAGCUCAUCUUUAUCAAUGGUCUCUGAAUGGGUAUAGUUGGUAGUUGAAGUGGAAGUCUGUCUGAAGUGGACUUCAACCAGUGCACCCAAAGUCAGUCCUCAAAGACCCAUGCGAGGUUAGUGAGGGAUUCUCACCAAUCCCUGAAUGAUGUUUAAUUGAUAUUUUCUCUGACGUUUGAUAGAGAUCUGACAGCUAUUAAGGUUUCAUUAUGCAAUGUCUUUAGUCCAGGAACUGAAUGUAGCGGGUUUUGCAGAAGGCUCUGCUUCUAUCCCAUGAGGAUGAGACCAGUAGGAAGGAAAACCUGCACGCAUAAGGGCGCAUGGGGGACACGUUGUCGGAGGCCCUAACUGGUGAACUCUUGUGAACUCUGGCCAGUGCUGUUGAAGUCUCUACUAAAGGCUGAAGCAUAGAUACGGUAGUUCCAGGGAGAGGAGAGAGGAUUCUGGGUAACGUAAUUUGAUGAAGUGUUAGCGCCAGGCUAAGCUACUGAUUGUUUAGUGCCUUUCUCUCAUUGGUGCUUGAACCACUUAAAGUGUCCCAAAUGUCACCCUAUUCCGUAUAUAGUGUAUUACUUUUCACCAGAGCCCUAUGGGACCUGGUCAAAAGUAGUGGGCUUAAUAGGGUGCUAUUUGACAUGAAGCCUCUGCACUUCACAUGCAUUGGAAUGUAAUAGUACAUAUGAUGUACAUUCACAGUGCUGUAUAAGCUGGCAUGUUUAUGCACUACAUAUGCCCUGUUGUUUUUGUGCGAUGCAUUUCCUUUUUCUAUGCAUUUUGACGUGACAGUAAUAUGAGGAAUUUCUAUGCAAUUCCCCGGAUGUGUGCUGUAAUUCUGCUGUGUCAUUUCUUAUCAAAUAAAUGUACAAAGAUGUACAUAUAAAAUA